AUGAAAAAUUAGAAUAAAUUAGAAAUUUCGUCUGUAUAUCCUAAUGAUAGUGAUUCUUAAGAGAUUUACCCACUAUAUGACAUAUCUAGAGCAAGAAUUUUUGAUACGGAAGACUUUUUAUAAUAAACAUUGUACACUAUAAUACGACAAUGUUAUGGGUGUAGAAAUUUGACUAGAAUGUGGCCUAAAUUAUCAUAAUAAUAGAUAACCAAAAGUAAAUAUGAAAACUAUUAUCAAAAAAUAAUCAAUAAUCGAAUUUCAAGAUUUCCCUAAUUGAAUGUAUAGGCGAUUCAAUAGAUAGAAGGGAAGCGUUAUAAAAUAGUGCUCUAUUCUGAAUUAAUGUUCAGAUUGCAUCCUCAAAAAAUGGUGUGUUGCAUUUGUGAAAAGGAAAUAUUGCUCAGCAUUGUAGAGGAACAUUCACAAUUAUGUCUGAAAAAACACAUGCUUAAUUAGGACAUUUAUGCAAUAUAGGAUAAGAUCCAGGAGUUAUCAGAGGAAAUUAACAAUAAGGAAAUUGAACUCAUAACCAAAAUAAAUUUGUAUACUAAAUAAAGGAUGUCAGAGAAAAAUUUAAGUCAUUAAAACAGUCCAGUAAUGAACAGAAGCAAAUAAUAAAUUACACUUUCGAAGUUUGCUCAAUAAAGCGAUCAGAGAUAAAGAGGAUUAUAGAGAGCAAAAACAAUAAACAUCUCAGAAGACAAUAGUAUAAGUGAAUUUCCAACAUUCCAUUAAAGAAAACCAGGUAGGAAUUUUACUCGUUUAGAAUCAUCUAUGAGCAUGAGUCCAGAUAGCCAAAAAUAAAUAAAAUGUGCUAUAUCUUUACUGAAAGUCACUCAAUAAUAUUGUUAAAAAAUAUUAAAAUAAGAUAAUUCAUUUGUUUUGGACAUAGAUGCCAAAUUUCAAUCCUUGAUCAAAUUAGGGUUACCUGAAAUAAACCAUUUGAAUGAUGUAAGUGAGUUAAUGAAGAGAUCUUUGAGUUUGAUUACAUAACGACUAGCAUUAAAUAAGCAAGCCAAUAAGAUUGAUGCAGCAUAAUAGUAAUUGCAAUGUGGAUCAAUUGAAAAAUUAAAAAAAAUAUUCCAGAAAGGGUUAUCAAAUUCUUAUAAAUAAGCAGGAACUUCAUAAAAUAGUCGAAACAAAAAAGGAGGGCAUAGUGGAGGAAAGGUUAGGAUUAUGGAUUUAGUCAAACCAUCCAAAUUCAACCAAAGAUAAUAUAAGGAGGAUUAGGAAGAAUGUUAAUAUCAAAUUCAAUAAACUCCAAUUUAAGAAUAGAAAAUAGAUUCUUUAGAAUACAUUACAUUUUCUCCUUCUGAAGAGAAUGCAAAUUAAAAUACAUAAUAAUUAUUAAACAUUCACAUUUACUCCCAAUAAGAAGAUGAUGAUAGUGAUGAUGUUCAAUAGAAUAUGUUUAUUAGAGGGUAUUACUCUGAUUCUGGAAUCACUCUGAGAAUUCCACAAUAUAAUUAAAAGAUAAUGACAGUGGGAUUAAAAGAUUUUGAAUUCUAAGAGGUAUUGGGUGUGGGAGCAUAUGGAGCAGUUUGGAAAGUAAGAAAAUUAAAAACAAAUGAUGUUUAUGCAAUGAAAGUGAUUGAUACUCAAUAGUAAUCAAGUCAAAACUUUUUUGAAACUCUAAAAGCUGAGAGUACUAUAUUUUCAGUUCUUGAAGGGGAUUUCGUGGCAAAAGCUUACUAUUCCUUUAGUCAUUCGGAUUGUUUGUUUUAUGUCCUUGAAUAUGUAAAAGGAGGUGAUUUUGAUAAAAUCUUAAGAAAAUAUGGUGCUUUGGAUGAACCCAUAGCUAAAUUCUACAUCGGAGAAUUACUGUUGGCAAUCGAGGCUUUACACAAGAAACAGAUCAUUCACAGGGAUUUGAAACCACAAAACAUCUUGAUUGAUGGAAAAGGUCAUUUAAAGUUAACGGAUUUUGGAUUAUCAGAAAUAGGAAUGAAAUUAUAUAUGAAACAAUCUGAACCUAGUUAAGCUCUUAAGUUGCAACAAUAGUUGGAUAAUAAAAUUAAGGAUUUGGUAAGCAGUGAGCCGAAGUCUCCGAGGUUUGAUCAUUGCAUUUCGAUAAAGGCCAGCAAUCAUAAUAAACAUAGGGUUGUUGGUACUCCAGAUUAUAUUGCUCCUGAGGUCAUUAGGGGAGAGUCCAUAAGCAACGAAUCCCUUGAUCAAUGGAGUUUAGGGGUGAUCACUUACGAAUUCCUGGUGGGCAUCCCUCCUUUUAAUGAUGAUACGCCAGAAAAGAUUUUUGACAACAUUUUGCAAAGAAACAUUACAUGGCCGGAAAUUGGAGAUGGAGAAAACCAAUUGAGUCCCAAGGCCCAGGACUUUAUUGAAAGAUUACUGGACCCUAAUUACAAAACUAGGAUGACUCUUCAAGAAGCCAAACGACAUUCUUUUUUUAAUGAUAUCAAUUUCGAUACUCUUCGUAAAUAACCUGCUCCCAUCAUACCUGAUAAUGUACCUGACGAUCAACCUUUGUUGUUGAUUAAGAAAUAGAGAGAGAAGGAUAAACUCACAAAAUUACUUCGUGAUACUUCUAGUGAAAACUCUACCAUUUCAAAGUUAGGUGUUGACAAUUUAUUAAGGCUUGAUUUACUUGUAGAAAUGAAUUAAUAAAAAGCUCAUUAAUUAAGAAAAAAAUAUCAUUGA
Messenger RNA from Paramecium tetraurelia, 2652 nucleotides. RefSeq lists its product as uncharacterized. The record is from RefSeq and is a predicted model, not a curated record. Lineage: Eukaryota; Ciliophora; Oligohymenophorea; Peniculida; Parameciidae. Gene Ontology annotation, biological process: peptidyl-serine phosphorylation; intracellular signal transduction. Gene Ontology annotation, molecular function: protein serine/threonine kinase activity; ATP binding. The transcript is spliced from 3 exons.